Messenger RNA from Corythoichthys intestinalis (scribbled pipefish), 6802 nucleotides. RefSeq names its product protein unc-13 homolog B-like. Gene Ontology annotation, cellular component: terminal bouton; presynaptic active zone cytoplasmic component; neuromuscular junction. The record is from RefSeq and is a predicted model, not a curated record. The coding region runs from base 241 to 5250 and encodes 1669 amino acids. The transcript is spliced from 47 exons. Gene Ontology annotation, biological process: presynaptic dense core vesicle exocytosis; dense core granule priming; synaptic vesicle maturation. NCBI's taxonomy places the organism in Eukaryota, Metazoa, Chordata, Actinopteri, Syngnathiformes, Syngnathidae. Gene Ontology annotation, molecular function: diacylglycerol binding; phospholipid binding; syntaxin-1 binding.
UCAGGUUGUAAUGACUAAAGCAGGCAGCUGAAAAUCUUUUACGGUAGUUUCAAUUGUCCUGCAUUUCGCUUUAUAGUCCCGUGCCUGGAAACCACCUUUAUUUCCAUAACUAGAAAGUAAUGACAAGAAUGAAUUAAUCAACGGAUUACCAUGUUACCACGCUCGUUAAACUGCAAUCACGCGUCUGCUUUUUUGCCAAAAGAGUGAAACUAUUGGAUUGUUGUUAGAAGCGUUUUGCCAAUGUCUCUACUUUGCGUCAAAGUGAAAAAAGCCAAGCUCCAAGGACCUUCAGACAAAUUUAACACUUACGUGACUCUGAAGGUGCAGAAUGUCAAAAGCACAACUAUCACCGUGCGUGGAAAUCAGCCUUCCUGGGAACAAGAUUUCAUGUUUGAGAUUAAUCGUUUGGAUCUUGGGCUCAUUGUUGAGGUAUGGAACAAAGGCCUUAUCUGGGACACUAUGGUGGGGACAUCCUGGAUCCCUUUGAAGCAUAUUCAACAAUCAGAAGAGGAGGGCCAAGGUGAAUGGCUUCUACUGGAUGCAGAGGUCCUGAUGAAAGCAGAUGAGAUAUACGGCACCAAAAACCCGACCCCUCAUCGACUCUUAUUGGAUACUCGCUUUGAGCUGCCUUUUGACAUUCCAGAAAAUGAGGCACAGUAUUGGACGGACAAACUAGAACAAAUCAAUUCAAUGGAAAUCCAUAAUGAGUAUUCUCUUCAGGACGACGUGGACAGUCAUCCAUUACCCCCCACAGCUUCCCAGUGUUGCAACUAUUUCGGAUGGGCUGACUCACUCACUUUGGAUGACCAGGACAGUGCAGUGGAUGACCGGGACAGCGACUACCGCAGUGAGACGAGUAAUAGUUUGCCACCACGUUACCAUACAACAGCUCAGCCCAACUCAUCCGUGCACCAAUAUCCCAUUGGGCCUCGUCCACAUCACCUUCAAGACUCAUGUACUGACUCCCUCCACAGUUUUGAACUGGAAUACCGAGACCAAAGAAGCAGUCCAACGGAAAGUAGUCGCUUUGGGUCAUCAGGAAACCUGAGUCAGACCAGCUCUCAGCUGAGUGAGAUUGGUCAUGAAAGCACCGGAGGGUCAGAAAUCGAAGAAUCCUUCCAUUCCUAUCACAGCAGUAGUUUUUAUCCCUCAUCAAAUGGACAUUUUGCAACAAAUGGACAGUCUGCUGUUGGUGAGACUAUACCCUCGCUGUCCUUCGAUGCCAGACGAAGCUUGCAGAGUGACACUACAGCAGACAAAGUGUUGUCUAAACAUCAAAGGUUCCACGAUGAAGGGGCAUCUUUACCAUUUUCUCCAUCCAGAGUUCGCUGGUUGAAGGCCAUUAAUAAAGUCAGGGUCCAACUACGGGAGGUUUGCAGUGAUGAACCUAGUGCAAGACAGGCCUGGGUAAAACCAGGUGGUGGACAAGAGCUUUAUGGGAUUGACAGCAUGCCAGACCUUCGCAAAAAGAAGCCUAUCGCCUUGGUUAGCGAUGUGUCCCUUGUCCAAGCUCGGAAGGCCGGUAUUGCAUCUGCGAUGGCUGCACGAUCUUCCAUCAAGGAUGAGGAGCUGAAAAAACAUGUCUACAAGAAGACCCUUCAAGCACUGAUCUAUCCAAUAUCAUGCACUACGCCACAUAACUUUGAGGUGUGGACCGCCACAACACCCACCUACUGUUAUGAGUGCGAGGGGCUGCUGUGGGGCAUUGCACGACAAGGUGUCCGCUGCUCUGAGUGUGGGGUCAAGUGUCAUGAAAAGUGUCAUGAACUGCUGAAUGCUGACUGUCUACAACGUGCUGCUGAAAAGAGUUCAAAACAUGGAGCUGAGGACCGAACUCAGAAUAUUAUCAUGGCCAUGAAGGACAGAAUGAAGAUCAGGGAAAGGAACAAACCUGAAAUUUUUGAACUUAUCAGAGAAGUAUUCAUGAUCAGCAAAAAUAUCCAUUCGAAUCAGAUGAAGGCCAUCAAACAGAGCGUUUUAGAUGGUACUUCAAAGUGGUCUGCCAAGGUCACAAUCACAGUUGUUUGUGCCCAAGGGCUUCAGGCAAAGGACAAGACAGGUUCUAGCGAUCCCUAUGUCACUGUGCAGGUGGGCAAGACGAAGAAGAGAACCAAGACUAUCUAUGGCAAUCUCAAUCCAGUGUGGGAGGAAAAGUAUCACUUUGAAUGCCACAAUUCGUCAGACAGAAUCAAGGUACGUGUGUGGGAUGAGGAUGAUGACAUCAAGUCAAGGGUCAAGCAGCGUCUUAAGAGAGAAUCAGAUGAUUUCCUUGGCCAGAGUAUUAUUGAAGUCAGAACAUUGAGUGGCGAAAUGGACGUCUGGUACAAUCUAGAGAAGAGGACAGACAAGUCGGCUGUGUCAGGUGCCAUCCGCCUCCAAAUCAACGUAGAAAUAAAGGGGGAGGAGAAGGUGGCUCCAUACCAUGUGCAGUAUACCUGUUUGCAUGAGAACCUGUUCCACCACUUUACAGAUAUCCAUGGACACGGUGUGGUGAAAAUCCCCGAGGCACGUGGUGACGAUGCAUGGAAAGUUUAUUUUGAUGACGUGCCGCAAGAUAUCGUGGAUGAGUUUGCCAUGCGUUAUGGAAUUGAAUCAAUAUAUCAGGCCAUGACGCACUUUGCAUGCCUAUCUUCUAAAUACAUGUGUCCCGGCGUUCCUGCGGUGAUGAGCACCCUGCUCGCCAACAUCAAUGCCUUCUACGCCCACACAACCGCCUCCACCAAUGUGUCUGCUUCAGACCGUUUUGCUGCCUCCAAUUUUGGGAAAGAACGCUUUGUUAAACUCUUAGACCAGUUGCAUAACUCCUUGCGCAUUGACCUCUCUACCUAUAGGAACCACUUCCCUGCCAGCAACAAGGAUCGCCUCCAGGAUUUAAAAUCAACUGUGGACCUUUUAACCAGCAUCACGUUCUUCAGAAUGAAGGUCCAGGAGUUACAGUCUCCACCCAGAGCCAGCCAAGUUGUGAGGGACUGUGUCAAGGCCUGUCUCAACUCCACAUAUGACUACAUCUUUAACAACUGCCAUGAUCUAUACAGCCAACAGUACCAACCUCUGGAAAUGAACAAGGAGGAACUCUCUUUGGAGGACCAGGGCCCAAGUAUCAAGAACUUAGAUUUCUGGCCUAAACUCAUAAUGCUCAUUGUCUCCAUUAUUGAAGAGGACAGGAACUCCUACACACAUGUGCUGAACCAGUUCCCUCAGGAAUUGAAUGUUGGGAAGGUAUCGGCGGAAGUCAUGUGGUCAUUGUUUGCUCAAGACACAAAGUAUGCUAUGGAAGAACAUGAGAAGCACAGACUUUGUAAGAGUACUGACUACAUGAACUUCCACUUCAAAGUAAAAUGGCUCUAUAAUGAAUAUGUCAAGGAGUUGCCCAACUUUAAGGAUGUUGUUCCAGACUACCCAUCAUGGUUUUUGCCAUUUGUGCUUCAGUGGUUGGAUGAAAAUGAGGAUGUUUCCAUGGAAUUUAUGCAUGGAGCACUUGAGAGAGACAAAAAAGAUGGGUUCCAGCAAACGUCCGAGCACGCUCUUUUCUCUUGCUCCGUGGUGGACAUAUUUACCCAGCUCAACCAAAGCUUUGAGAUCAUCAAGAAAUUAGAAUGUCCUGAUCCUAAUGUCAUGGCAAAAUACAGUCGCCGCUUCUCCAAGACUAUUGCUAAAGUUCUUUUGAAGUACAGUGCCAUUCUUAACAAGAGUUUCCCUUCGUACGUUGACAAGGAGAAGAUUCCCUGUGUCUUAAUGAAUAAUGUGCAGCAAUUGCGAAUCCUGCUGGAGAAGAUGUUCGAGUGCAUGGGUGCCAAACAGCGCAAUGAGUUGAUGGAAGAGGAAGAGCAGGAAGCUGAAGAUGAGGUGGGGUUUCAGAACAAUCUGGUGAGAACUGGUAAUGAGGAACAAAUGGCUCUGUGCAACACUAGAAUGCUUUCAUGUCAGCUUGAGGAGAGCGAAGAGGAGGAGGAGGAAAGGGAGAAAGACAAACUUCAGACUGGCGGGGAGAAGCUGGAUACUUUUGUAGAGAAGAUGGACACUGAGGCAAGUGAUCUGUUGACCGAUUUGCAAGUGAAACUGAACAAUGUGCUGGAUGAGCUCAGCAGCACAUUUGGGAACAGUUUCCAGAGUCGCAUCCAUGAAUGCAUGCGUCAGAUGGCGUCUCUACUUUACCAAAUAAAAGGCCCGCUCAAUGCCAACACCAAAAACCAGGUUGAGGCGGACUCUGAUAACAUGCUACGGCCACUUAUGGAUUUCCUUGAUGGGAAGUUGACUCUGUUUGCUGCCAUUUGUGAGAAGACUGUCCUGAAGCGUGUGCUCAAGGAACUAUGGAGGAUUGUGAUGACCAACCUAGAGAAGACUAUUGUCCUGCCUCAGGGCAAUGACACAUUUGGCGCACAAAUACUCUCAGCUGCAAAAGACCUUGGUCAGCUUUCCAAACUCAAAGACCACAUGGCAGGAGAGGCAAAGAGUCUGUCUCCACGGCAAUGUGCAGUUAUGGAUGUUGCACUGGACACGAUUAAGCAAUACUUUCACGCAGGAGGGAAUGGUCUCAAGAAGGCCUUCCUGGAGAAGAGUCCUGAGCUCUCCUCACUUCGCCACACCUUGUCCCUCUACACUCAGACCACCGACACACUUAUCAAGACAUUCGUGACCACUCAGCAUGAACAAGUGCACAAUGGAAAAGGUAUAAGGUUAACCUCCAAUGAGAAAAUAAAGCCAAGCAGUGGAUCAGGUGUAUCCAACCCCAUUGGUGAGGUGUCUAUCCAGGUCGAACUCCAUACUCAUCCUAAAAGUGGGGAGCGUAAAGUGUCCGCCAAAGUUGUGGCAGCCACUGAUCUGAAAUGGCAGACAAGUGGAAUGUUCAGGCCCUUUGUCGAGCUCACCAUGAUCGGACCACACCUCAGUGACAAAAAAAGGAAAUUCCAGACAAAAUCUAAGAACAACAGCUGGUCUCCCAAAUUCAAUGAGACCUUCCACUUCAUUCUGGGAAGUCAGGAUGGUUUUGAGUGCUAUGAGCUACAAGUGUGUGUCAAGGACUACUGCUUUGGUCGAGCCGACCCUGUGAUUGGGUUGUCUGUGAUCCAGUUAAGAGACAUCAUGGAGAAGGGCAACUGUGCCUGUUGGUGCCCACUGGCUCAGUGCAUCCACAUGGACGACACCGGUCUCACUGCUAUACGGAUUUUGUCCCAGCGCUCAAACGAUGAUGUUGCCAAGGAAUUUGUACGGCUUAAGUCUGAAACUAGAUCAGCCGAAGAGGAAAGAUGAGAUGGUGGGGAGAUCCCUCCUCAAACUGCAAAAUAAUUGACUGUUUUAUGGCACCUUAUCAAGAACACAUUCACACUAUCUCAUUGGGAAAUCCCACAAACACGCUUUGUGUUCUUCAACCUCACAGGUUUUAAGGUUUUUUCUUCUUUUUAAAACACUAAUUAUCACCAUAAGCUCAAGUUCUCACACAUUCAUUCUCUCCACAAAACCCUCCUCCAACAUGACCACCAACUUUGAUGCCUUACAUCCAAAGUCAAAACUGUUAACGUGUCAAGUGGAGUUGUUUGAAUGCUGAAUUUCCACUUUGGUGGAAAAAUCACAAUCAAAUUUGUCUCAAGCAGUGUCAAAGGUUAUUGAUAGCAGCAACUAUUUCAAGAAAAGUCCUUUUUUUUUUUUUUUUUUUUUUUUUUUUUUUAAUCACUUGAUGAUUUUCUGUGCCUUGUUGUGCAGUUGGACGUUUUUCCACACCAGUGAGAAAGCUCCCCGAUUCCCUUCACAACACACCAUAGGAAUGUCAUAUUAUUAGAGGUAAAAUAAUAAUUUAUAACUCCUCAUGAAUACUAACAUUCAUGGUGAUGCACAAUGUGCUGCCAUGGCAGGAAGUGCUUUUCACUUAUUUAUUUUUUAAACAUUUAUUUAUGGGGUCCAUGUUAGGAUUUGUUGUUGAAUUUGCACAGUUAUUGCUGCUGAAGUGUUGUUACAAGUUGAGAAUCCUCACAAUAACCUUACACCUUAGUAUUUGCUAUUAAAAGCUAUCUUUUUUUUUGUUGUUCACACGAAUGAAUUAGUACACUUUAUCUUUGAAGCAUUUUCUCUUUCCUAAAAAAACAACAACAACAGCAACUCGGCAGCAAACCUUUCAUUUAAAAGUGUUUACUUACCAAUGUUUACAAGUAGGUGGGUGACAAAUUAGAGGCUCAGUGUGUAAACCAUAAAUGAUGAUGCUUCCAUAGAGGAACUAUUUGGGAGUCUUUGACUUUACCAGUCCACUGUUUUCAAAACGCAUGAAAUGAAGGAAAAAUCUUUGGAAAGCUUCCAGACUUAUGAAAAUGUGAAGAAUCUGUAUAGAUUUAUGCGCAAGUUUGUCACCCAACCUGUUUUCUUGUUCUGUUUUCUACUGCUAAUGAUUUCGGUUGCCUUACUGUGAUUGAAAACGUUUAUUUAUUAUUUUAAACCCUUAAUAGAUUAUUUUACCUAUCCACUGUGAGGUUUUCUACUUCUUAACCCAUUCUUGUAUUGCAAGUGGUAUUCCUUUUUUCUACUUUUUAUCUUUUGUCUCUGCAAAUGUUAUUUGUCCCUAUUUUUCUGUCCCUUUGUGAAAUCAUGUACGUAUGUCUAAUGUUUUUAAUUAUUUAGAAACAUAGUAACUGGAAAAUAUGUUUAGUUUGAUGCUAAUACGAAUUCAUCUGUGCCAUCAAAUCUGAAGGCAAAAUGUUUUAUUUGUCCCUCCUGAUGAAGCAAGUUUUACCAAUAUGAGAACCUCGAUGUGGAGCAGUUCUUUUUAACAGUUGAUAACCCUAUUGAAAUGAAGUAGAUUAAAUUUGUAACUGUA